Molecule: messenger RNA, 2301 nt
Organism: Oxyura jamaicensis (ruddy duck)
Lineage: Eukaryota; Metazoa; Chordata; Aves; Anseriformes; Anatidae
Gene: CREG1
Product: cellular repressor of E1A stimulated genes 1
Exons: 4
Coding region: 43-633 (196 amino acids)
Source: RefSeq, a predicted model, not a curated record
UUCCCAAGCGUCGGUCGGUGACGGUUGGCGGCAGUUGCGGCGAUGGCGAUGGCGGCGGCGGUGGUGGUGCUGCUGCUGCUGUGCGCGGCCGCGCUGCCGGCCCGCGGGGCGCUGCCGCCGCCGGAGGAGGCGGCGCGGGUGGCGCGCGUGGUGCUGCACAGCUGCGACUGGGGCGCGCUGGCCACGCUGUCGGCGCAGGACGGGCUGCGCGGCCACCCCUUCGCCAACGUCUUCUCCCUCAGCGACGGCGCGCCCGGGCCCGGCGGCGGCAGCGGCGUCCCCUACCUGUACCUCACCGACAUGGAGAUCUCCGUCAGGGACCUGCGGGUCAAUUCAAAUGCCUCCUUAACUGUGUCUUUGGCACAGACUCCUUACUGCAAGAAGCACAAAUAUGAUCCCCAGAAUCCCCUCUGCGCCCACAUAAUCUUCUGUGGGAGUGUUGUAAAGGUGAAUGAUUCAGAAGCGGCUGUAGCGAAAAAAGCGUUAUUCAGUCGGCACCCUGAAAUGGAAAGUUGGCCUAAGGAUCACGAUUGGUUCUUUGCCAAAUUCAACAUCACCAAUAUUUGGGUACUGGACUACUUCGGUGGACUGAAAAUUGUGACACCAGAAGAGUAUUACAGUGUCAAGCCUUAGUAAGUAGAGGAAGAUCCUUGGUGAUGGUGAUAGUACAAAUGAAGUACUUUGGAUGACCGUUUCAUGAGAUAUUUCUUUUUCCUACGUAUUGCAGAGCUGAAUUAAUAAUGCAAAAAGUCAAACACCUUGCAUUGUUAAUGAGCUUGUGUAACCCUUCUGAAACAAAUGUGAAUUUGCCCUACCUAGCACAGGUUGAAUCAUGUCAUACUCAAAAUACUUUGUGCAUAAGCAAUAAGUAAAUUGUAUUCAUUAGACAUGAAUCUGGGAAGUUAUCUGUCCUUUGAAAGUCUGCAUUUAGAAAGGAUGUGUUUACUGGAAACUAAAGGAUUAGUCCAGUUCUACGCUUCCAGUGCCUUAGUUAAAUCACAUCUGUUUGCAGGCACUCCGGUUUUAUUCUAUUUUUAAUAUCAGUUUAUUUUAGAUCUUUAUGGCAAAGUACUACAGGAUGGCUCAGGUGACUUUGGAAUAGAAAGCAUUGUUUGUGUUGCAGUGAUGAAUGAUAUGUUGAGUUCUAAAUUCUAUAAGAUUUUUUUUUCAUGCACUUAUACACUCAUAAUUUGAGCUGUUUUUCUGGUUUGCAACCUGUAUUGAAGGUGCUAUUGAAUAUGAAUGUGUUUAUACAAAUUGUGCAUGUACCUCAGGCUUUUGAUAAGUUCUUGGUAAGUCUUUGGCUGGUAGUGGUUAUGUACCCUGACUUUAAAAGAAGUGUUAGUAGUAGAAAUAAUGAAAAUAUCUGACUUCAGUAUAUCAAGAGCAGUGGCUUGUAAGUUCAAUGAUGCUGAUGUAAAAAGAAAUUGCUUACUGAUUUGGAUUUUGAAAUCUUCAGCUUUCUUAAUCCGAUCAAAUAGCAAUGUAACAGCUUUUACUACCUUCAGCUGUAGAACUGAGCAGAUUUGUUUCUUUGGAAGCCUUAUGCAACAAUUUUAGGUCUGUAACCCAGAAGUGAGAAAGAAACUAGUACAGUAUGACACAUGAUUCAGCACUUGCAGAGAAUGAAAAUUAAUGAAAGGUGUGGAAAAUUAAUUCUCUGUUUCUUAAAAUAAGCCCCACACAACCAUGAAAAAAAACUAACACCUCUUUAUGUUCUGUCACAUCUCCCAAGUGCUAAGUUCACAAAUAUCCAAAAGCAAUUAUGAACAAUUAAGUUAGAUUUGCCUGUGGUAAAUUUAUCUACUUGACAGAGUAAAGAAUGUGAAAACUUAGUGUCCUUAAAGGCAGAUCCACAUUGUAGAACAGUGGAUUUGGACAGAUCAAAUCAUCUCUACGUCUUAACGUCAUCAUUAUACUGCUACUUAUCUCAAGUACUGGAAAGAUUUAUGAAAGCCUUUUUGAAAUAGCUUACAAGAUUUUCCUUCUCUGCAAGGGGAAAAAUGGUACUUUUUGCUAUAUUGAACACAUUCUGUGCUACUACUUAGAUUAAUUCAAAAUUAGAAUAUGGAAACAAUUUAUGUUGAAUAGGUAACACUGAAAUUAAAUAAGAUAAUGGAAAUAUUUUUAUAUAAGGUUAUUUUUAUUGAUGAAAAGUGUGGAAACUCAAAUGAUCCUAUGGUAUGGACUCGAUCCUUUCCAUGGGGACACUGGCAUGUAUUACCUGUAACUCCGUAACUUCUGAUGUACGAGAUUGAUGAUGCUGGGCUUUUGGCGAAAUUAAACUAUUUCUAUGACAAA